This is a messenger RNA of Triticum dicoccoides, 1208 nucleotides long. Its product is annotated as disease resistance protein Pik-2-like. The record is from RefSeq and is a predicted model, not a curated record. The transcript has 4 exons. Gene Ontology annotation, molecular function: ADP binding. The annotation marks the transcript as partial. Lineage: Eukaryota; Viridiplantae; Streptophyta; Magnoliopsida; Poales; Poaceae.
CGGAGACCCACUCCCACUGACUGAGCCUGCACUGCCCUCUCUUCUUCCUCUCCGCGUUGGUCGUGCUUGCCCCUUCUCAACCAGCGGCUCCGCUCCAUCCACGCCCCUGCUGCUGCUGCUGCUGCACCAACGUCGGCUGCUCUUCUUCCAUCUCCCCGUUGAAAGCCUGUUGCUGCUUCAUGGCUUCACCUGCCUGCUAAAUAAAGGUGGAUCUAAAGCAGGCCUCCAAGAGAAGCACCCACGGCGCUACUCUGCUCUGCUUUCAGCUCAGGCACAGCACAAACAUAACUAGAGAGCCAAGAUAGAUCCUUGUCCAGCCAUCUCAGCCACAGAUGGUUGGAAUAAUGGUGAGCGCUUCUACCGGGGUGAUGAAUUCUCUCCUUGGUAAGCUGGCCACCCUGAUGGGGGACGAGUUCGCCAAGCUAAAGAACCUGAGGAAGGAGGUUAAGUACAUCAGCGAUGAGCUGAGCAGCAUGAAGGAUGCUCUAGAGAGCCUUGCAGAUUUGGAUGAGCUGGAUAUACAGACUGCAAGGUGGAGGGACGUGGUCAGGGAGAUGUCUUAUGACAUUGAGGAUAUUAUCGAUGACUUCAUGUCCAAAAUUGGUGAGAAGAGGAAAAAAUCUGGGUUUGUCCAUGACACCAUUCAACGCCUUAGAACUUCAAGGGCCCGCCAUCAGAUUGCUGGCCAGAUUGAGGACAUCAAGAAACUUGUGCGUGAAACAAGUGAACGGCGUGACAGAUACAAGGUCGAUGUCCCCACAUCACAUAAUGUGGCUGUUGACCAACGGGUUGUCGCACUCUAUGAGAAUGCAGCUAAACUUGUUGGCAUGGAGGGCCCAACCAAUGAGGUUGUCAGUUGGCUAAAAGAUGAGGAUAAGCAGUUGAAGGUUGUAUCAAUUGUAGGUUUUGGAAGUUUGGGUAAAACAACACUCGCCAAUGAGGUAUACCAUAAGCUGAAGGCGGAAUUUCAUUGUAGUGCAUUUGUGCCGGUGUCUCAAAAGCCCAACAUUCCAAAACUUCUGAAUAGUUUAUUAACCCAACUUGGGUGUGGACAACCUUUUCAUGAUUGUGAAUUAAAUGUUCUUCUCGACCAACUCAGAGAAAACCUGAAAAACAAGAGGUACUUGGUUAUCAUCGAUGAUCUAUGGGAUGUAUCAGCAUGGAAUAUUAUUAAAUGUGUUUUCCCAGAAAAUAAUCUUGGUAGUAGA